Molecule: messenger RNA, 2113 nt
Organism: Pseudocercospora fijiensis CIRAD86
Lineage: Eukaryota; Fungi; Ascomycota; Dothideomycetes; Mycosphaerellales; Mycosphaerellaceae
Exons: 2
Coding region: 113-2113 (666 amino acids)
Molecular function (GO): oxidoreductase activity; copper ion binding
Source: RefSeq, a predicted model, not a curated record
CUAAAAGAGAAGCAGUGUCUCCUUGCGCACCUUUUCCUACCUUCUGUGCUGCUUCAUGCUUUUCGCUUAGGUUUCAUUUCCAUUUCGCUGUAAUUCUUCUUCUAGAAGCAAUAUGCCUUCGGCUCUCCAGCUGUUCCUAGCUGGUACGGCCUUCUUCGCCUCAGCAUUUGCUGCUCCAGCGCCAGUUCCUCGAGGCGACGACACGAACGGUGCAACAUAUAAUAACACUGGCAACGGACCUAUCAGUGACUCCGAAGCACAACAACACUACCCUUCUACACAGCCUCACGGCGGUCCAGGCGCAAGUCACUACUCUUCAGCAGCAUGGAUUCCACACGGCCAGGACUUGAAGCCAUCUCUUUCACAACAACAGACAAAUGGUAAUAGUAAUUGGGGAACAUUUGGAGCACCGAAGCUUCCACCUUUUCUUUCUGGAGGACCAAUGCCAGGUGGAUUCCCAUGGGGAGGACGAACAGCGAAAGGUACAAAUCAAUACACCGAUAUGCCUAACACUGGUGUGACGAGACAUUAUGACUUCACGAUCAGCGCUAUGACGAUCGCACCAGACGGUGUGGAGAAGCACGGAGCAGUGGUCAAUGGUCAAUUCCCAGGCCCGAAGAUCGAGGCAAAUUGGGGAGACUGGAUCGAGGUGACUGUACACAACGCGCUCAACGAAGGCACAGCUUUGCACUGGCAUGGUCUGCUUCAGAAGGAGACUCAAUGGAUGGAUGGCGUUCCAGGCGUCGACCAAUGCCCUAUUGCUCCAGGCUCAACUUUCACAUACCGUUUCCGCGCGGAUCUUUAUGGCACAACUUGGUACCAUUCCCACUACUCUGCCCAAUUAGCCGCCGGAAUUUUCGGUCCACUCGUCAUCUACGGACCACACGACAACAUCAAGUAUGACGAGGAUCUUGGUCCGGUUAUGGUCAAUGAUUGGUUCCACCAAGACUGGUUCAGCCUCGUGGAAACAGUCAUGGCUCCAGCAUCGCAGAACCUCUUCCCACCGCUUUCCAACAAUGUUCUCAUCAACGGAAAGAUGAACUACCCCUGCCAGAACGCCACCGCAGGCACAAAGUGCACGCCCAACGCCGGUGUCUCCAAGUUCAAGUUCCAGUCUGGCAAGACCUAUCGCCUCCGAUUGAUCAACGCUGGAGCUGAGGGCUUGCAAAAGUUCUCGAUCGACAACCACCAAAUGACUGUCUUCGCCAACGACUUCGUCCCAAUCGUUCCAUACACCACCAACGUCGUCACUCUAGGUGUCGGCCAGCGCAGCGACGUGAUCGUCAAAGCCACCGGCAAGCCAACAGACGCCGUCUGGAUGCGAGCAGACCUCGGACCAGGUUUUCGCGAAGGUGGCUGCUCUCUUCCCGACGGUAUCUCCUCACAAGGUGUCGCAGCAAUCUACUACGAAAAUGCAAACCAAACAGCAGUCCCAACAACAUCAUCGACCGUUCCAACUUCCGUUCUCACAACAUGCAACAACGACCCUCUCAGCUCAACCGUCCCAUACUACAGCAUCGCACCUCAAACUCCCGACCUCGUCCAAGAAGUCGCCAUCACUUUCCAAUCCAACGGCACCCACAACCUCUUCUACAUGAACAACUCCACUUUCCGCGCCAACUACAAUGACCCCGUCCUCCUCGACGCAAAACUCGGCCACAAAACGUUUCCAGCGGAAUACAACGUCUACAACCUCGGAAACGCGAAGAACAUCCGUCUCAUCAUCUACAACCACGCACAAACCGGCUCUCACCCAAUGCACUUACACGGCCACAAUUACCACGUGUUAGCAGAAGGGUUCGGGACGUGGGAUGGCUCCAUCGUGAAUGCUGGAAACCCUCAACGCCGUGAUGUCCAACUUCUUCAGAAUGCUCCGUCGCCGGAUAACCCAGCUUAUAUUGUGAUUCAGUACGAGGCUGAUAAUCCUGGUACUUGGCCGUUGCAUUGCCAUAUUGCGUGGCAUGUGUCCGGUGGACUUUACAUUAAUCUUUUGGAGCGACCUGAUGAGAUCAAGAAACAAAUGCAGAUUCCUGGGAUUAUGGCGCAGACUUGUAGGGAUUGGUCAGCGUGGAGUGGACAUAAUGUUGUAGAGGAGAUUGAUUCGGGGCUGUAG